AUGAACAAUUACUAUGUCAACAUCAAGGUUGAUCGUGAAGAACGCCCGGACGUCGAUCGCCUUUACAUGAUGUUCCUUCAGGGCAUCUCUGGCGGAGGCGGAUGGCCCAUGUCUAUAUGGCUCACGCCAGAGCUACACCCAUUCUUUGCAGGAGCCGAUUUCGCUCAAUCCUCACCACUCUCGCAGAAGCGUGGGAAGAAGACCCGGAGCGCUGUCGGAAAUCUGGUCAGCAAGGCAUCGAAGCCCUCCAACAGACCACACAUCAUUCAUGUGCGCAACCUUGCCACGAAUGUUUUCGAACGCCUGCAAAAGCGCUUCGACUCGGCGAAUGGCGGGUUCGGCACUGCACCGAAGUUCCCUUCGAUCUCCCAAACAACUUAUUUCUUAUCGCGUUUUACCGCUUACCAUCUCGGAGAUGCCAACACUUCGCCGCAAGACUUGGACAAAGCAAAGGCGGCGCGAGACAUGGCACUGAAAACGAUGACCAAGAUCUAUAAUGGCGGCAUUCGAGACGUUGUAGGAGGAGGUUCUCUCGAUACUCUGUUGAUGCGCGAUGGCACGUUCCCCACUUCGAAAAGAUGCUUUACGAUCAGGGACACUCCUUUCUUCCGCCCUGAGCUCUAUCAGCUGCUCCCUUCCAGCUCGCAGGAACGCGUCACUUUGGGGUUGAUGGCGAAAGACAUCAUCUCUUACGUCGGAAAGGAUCUCACGAGCCCAGAAGGAGGUUCUACAGCGCUGAAGACGCGGACUCGCUGCCCACGCACGACAGCACCGUCAAGAAAGAGGGCGCAUCUACGUGUGGACCGCCCAGCAAUGGACGAGCUUCUUGGACCCGACGCCGAGCUGUUCAAGUACCACUUCGGUGUCGAGCAAGAUGGCAACUGCGACCCGCGUCACGAUAUCCAGGGCGAGUUGAAGGGACAGGCGGUCGACGAGACCGCGCAACAGUUCGGGAGGCUCGAGGAGGAGGCGCAAACAAUACUAGCCAGGAGUCUCGCAACCUUGCGCGACUUUCGCGACAAGAACCGUCCGCGUCCCCACCUCGACGACAAGGUCAUAUCGGGCCUAUCUCGGGCUUCCGAAGUUUUCUUCCACAAGGUCGAAGUGUCCAGGGAAGUCCUCAAGCUAGCGGAGAAUUCCGCCGCGUUUGUUCGGCGUAACCUCUACGAUGAGGCCAGCGGCACGCUCAGCCGAUCAUUCCGCGAAGGCAAAGGCCCAGUGGGACAAGCCGAUGACUACGCGUUCCUCAUCCAAGGGUUGCUCGAUCUCUAUGAAGCCGGCGGCAAAGAAGAGUAUGCACUGUGGGCCAUUCGUCUCCAAGCAAAGCAAGACGAGCUCUUCUACGAUCCCGAAGGCGGCGGGUACUUCGCGUCUGCGCCUGACGAACACAUUCUGAUCCGCAUGAAGGAUGCGCAAGACGGCGCCGAGCCCAGUGCGGCAUCGAUAACCCUUUCCAACCUCCAGCGUCUCUCGCACUUCGACGCGGAUAGCCACACGGCGUACAGCGAGAAGGCGCAGAGCAUCGUGAUCUCCAACGGACAGAUCCUCAAUAAAGCUCCCUUCGUGAGCUCCGCCAUGCUCUCGGCGGCGUUGAUGGCGGAUAAGGGCUAUAUGCAGUUCAUUCAUACGGGCUCUCCGCACGGCACACCCCUGCUGCAAACAGUCCGGACGACGUUCAUCCCGAACCGCGUUCUGAUCCACCUCGACCCCACCAAUCCACCUCGCGAGCUUGCGAAGGUGAACAGCGCUCUCCAGAGCCUCAUAGAAGGUUUAGACAAGGGGGAGGCGCCACCCCGCCCCGGGGUGCGCAUCUGCGAGAACUUCGCCUGUGGGUUGCCGAUCACGGAGGUGUCGGAGCUGAGCGCGAAGCUACCGCGGUACGAGUAG
This is a messenger RNA of Epithele typhae, 1887 nucleotides long. Its product is annotated as Six-hairpin glycosidase-like protein. The transcript has 13 exons. The record is from RefSeq and is a predicted model, not a curated record. NCBI's taxonomy places the organism in Eukaryota, Fungi, Basidiomycota, Agaricomycetes, Polyporales, Epitheliaceae. Gene Ontology annotation, biological process: carbohydrate metabolic process. Bases 1 to 1887 code for a protein of 628 amino acids.